This is a messenger RNA of Pyrgilauda ruficollis (rufous-necked snowfinch), 2517 nucleotides long. Its product is annotated as ryanodine receptor 1-like. The transcript is spliced from 11 exons. The record is from RefSeq and is a predicted model, not a curated record. Lineage: Eukaryota; Metazoa; Chordata; Aves; Passeriformes; Passeridae. Gene Ontology annotation, cellular component: smooth endoplasmic reticulum; calcium channel complex; Z disc. Gene Ontology annotation, biological process: calcium ion transport. The annotation marks the transcript as partial. Gene Ontology annotation, molecular function: protein binding; ryanodine-sensitive calcium-release channel activity.
UACUACUACUCGGUGCGGCUGUUCGCCGGGCAGGAGCCGGGCAGUGCCUGGUACUACUACUCGGUGCGGCUGUUCGCGGGGCAGGAGCCGGGCAGUGCCUGGUACUACUACUCGGUGCGGCUGUUUGCGGGGCAGGAGCCGGGCAGUGCCUGGGUGGGCUGGGUCACCCCCCACUUCCACCAGCACGACCCCGACUUCGAGCUGAGCCGCGUGCGCAGCGUCACCGUCACCAUGGGCGACGACCGCGGCAACGUGCACGACAGCAUCAAGCGCAGCAACUGCUACAUGGUGUGGGGGGGGGAGUUUGCGACCCCCACCCAGCAGGCCAGGGUGUCCCACACCGACCUGGUCAUCGGCUGCCUGGUGGACCUGGCCACGGGGCUCAUGACCUUCACAGCCAACGGCAAAGAGAUCAACACCUUCUUCCAGGUGGAGCCCAACACCAAACUGUUCCCGGCGGUGUUCGUGCAGCCCACCACCCAAAAUGUGCUCCAGUUCGAGCUGGGCAAGCUCAAGAACAUCAUGCCCAUCUCGGCGGCCAUGUUCAGCAGCGAGCGGCAGAACCCGGCGCCGCAGUGCCCGCCCCGGCUGGUGAUCCAGCAGCUGACGCCGGUCACCUGGAGCCGCAUGCCCACCGAGUACCUGGCCGUGGAGAGCGCCCGGCUGGGCGAGCGCCAGGGCUGGGCCGUGGAGUGCUCCGAGCCCCUGCAGAUGAUGGCCCUGCACAUCCCCGAGGAGGACAGGUGCAUCGACAUCCUGGAGCUGUGGGAGCGCGAGGAGCUGCUGCAGUUCCAGUGCCACACGCUGCGGCUCUACUGCGCCGUGUGCGCGCUGGGCAACAACCGCGUGGCCCACGCGCUCUGCAGCCACGUGGACCAGGCCCAGCUGCUCUUCGCCAUCGAGACCCCCGAGCUGCCGGGACCCCUGCGGGCCGGCUACUACGACCUGCUGCUGGCCAUGCACCUGGACGCGGCGCAGCGCGCCCGCUCCUCCAUGAGCGCCGAGUUCAUCGUGCCCAUCACCGAGGCCACGCGCUCCAUCGCGCUCUUCCCCGACGGCGGGCGCUGCCCGGGACCCCCGGGCGUGGGGCCCAGCGCCUGCUUGAGACCCCAGCCUCAUUUCUCAGAGCCCUGCUUCAUCCGGGCCGGGGGCGGCGGCGGGCGGGCGCCGCUCAGCCCGGCCAUCCCGCUGGACGAGCUGGGAGCCAAGGCCAUGCGCAUGCUGGCCGAGGCGGUGGCUGGAGGGGGUCCCCACGCCCGGGACCCCGUGGGGGGCAGCGUGGAGUUCCAGUUAGUGCCCGUGCUCAAACUGGUGUCGGCGCUGCUGGCGGUGGGAGCGCUGGGGGACGGCGACGUGCGCCGCGUGCUCCGCAUGAUCGAGCCCCGCGUCUUCGGGGACGGCGAGGGACGGCGGGAGGAAGGGCAGGAGGAGGAGGAGGAGGAGGAGGGGGUGAAGGCCAUCGAGGCUGGCGAGGAAGAGGAGGGGGAGGAUGAGGAGGCGAGGAGGAAAAAGGCCGUGGAGGCUGGAGAGCUGGAGGAGGAGGAGGAAGAGGAGGAGGAAGUGAGGAGGAGGAAGGCCAUCGAGGCUGGAGAGCUGCAGGAGGAGGAAGAGGAUGAGGAGGAGGCCAGGAGGACAAAGGCCAUUGAGGCUGCGGAGGUGCAGGAGGAAGAGGAGGAGAAGGAGGAAGAGCUGGAGGAGGGGCUGCUGCAGAUGAAGCUGCCGGAGUCGGUCAAGCUGCAGGGGGAUUUGGGGACAGCGUGUGGGGACAUGUGGGGCACACGGGGAGGGGUGUACAGGGGUGGUCCCGUGACCUGGUGUCCCCCCGUGUCCCCCCGUGUCCCCCCGUGUCCCCAGAUCAACAUGCUGAUGCAGUACAAGGGAGGGGCUGAGGAUGAGGAGUGUCCCGUGCCUGGGGACAUCCGGGACGAGCUGCUGGACUUCCACAACGACCUGCUGGCCCACUGUGGCGUGGAGCUGACGGAGGAGGAAGAGGAGGAGGAAGAGGAGACGUCGCUGCGGCAGCGGCUGCUGGGGCUGGUGCAGAAGGUGGUGGGGGUCCGGGGCCCCCCCAAGGAGGAGGAGACCCCCCCCGAGGAGCCCCCGGUGCCCAGCACGCUGCAGGAGCUGAUCUCGCAGACCAUGGUGCACUGGGCGCAGGAGUCGUUCAUCCAGAGCCCGGCGCUGGUGCGGGCCAUGUUCAGCCUGCUGCACCGGCAGUACGACGCGCUGGGCGAGCUGGGCCGCGCCCUGCCCAAGGCUUACGCCAUCAGCGCCACCUCGGUGCCCGACACCACGGCCCUGCUCGAGUGCCUGGGCCAGAUCCGCUCGCUGCUCAUCGUGCAGAUGGGCCCCGAGGAGGAGAACCUCAUGAUCCAGAGCAUCGGGUGCGUGGGGCCCUCUGCGUCACCUGUGUCCUCUCUGGGCAUGCAGGGCUCCACCCCCCUGGACGUGGCGGCCGCGUCUGUCAUCGACAACAACGAGCUGGCGCUGGCCCUCAAGGAGCAGGACCUGGAGAAG